This is a messenger RNA of Drosophila ficusphila, 955 nucleotides long. Its product is annotated as clotting factor G beta subunit. Bases 1 to 858 code for a protein of 285 amino acids. Gene Ontology annotation, molecular function: serine-type endopeptidase activity. The record is from RefSeq and is a predicted model, not a curated record. NCBI's taxonomy places the organism in Eukaryota, Metazoa, Arthropoda, Insecta, Diptera, Drosophilidae. The transcript has 4 exons. Gene Ontology annotation, biological process: proteolysis.
AUGAUCAAACUCGUAUUCCUUUUCGCGAUUCUGUCGCUGGUGAAAAGUGGACAGACCCAAAUUGCUUUUACCAAUCAGCCUUGCUCGGUUCGAGUUCCAAAAAUCGUGGGUGGCAGCGAGGCAGAACGCAACGAAAUGCCCUUUAUGGUUAGUCUUAUGCGUCGUGGUGGCCACUUUUGUGGCGGCACAAUCAUCUCGGAGCGAUGGAUCCUCACGGCGGGUCACUGCGUCUGCAAUGGGUUGCAGCAGUUCAUGAAGCCGGCCCAAAUCCAAGGCGUUGUGGGUCUCCACAGCAUCAAAGAGUAUCUCAACGGGAUUGGAAAUGGUCCGGAUGCACUGAGAGUGGACUUCAAGAACAUUGUGCCCCACCCCCAAUACGAAUGCAGUGACGUGAAACAUGAUAUAGCCCUCCUGGAACUGGUCCAGCCAAUCAGCUUCUCCGCUCACAUCCAGCCCAGCUGCGUGGGAUCCGACAAAGGGCACCGAAGCCUGGAGCAGGAGUUUGGCACGGUUUCCGGUUGGGGCUGGACGCACGAGAACCAAGCGGAGAACGAUCGGUCCGACGUUCUGCGUAAAGCCACCGUUAAGAUCUGGAACAACGAGGCGUGCGAGAAGUCAUACAAGUCGUUGGGAAAGAGUAACAAAAUUGGGGAGACACAGCUGUGCGCCGGUUACGAAAACGGUCAAAUUGAUUCGUGUUGGGCGGAUUCCGGCGGACCACUGAUGUCCAAGGAGCAUCAUCUGGUGGGCGUGGUGUCCACUGGAAUCGGUUGUGCUCGUCCUGGUUUGCCGGGAAUCUAUACGCGCGUCAGUAAAUACGUGACUUGGAUGCAGCAGGUGAUAGGGGGCAGGAAAUAGUUGUUGGCAACUGCAGUUGAUUAAUUGUGAUUAAUCUGUGAUAUUAGAAUUAAAAAGAUGAUGUUUUGUUAACAAUAAACGUUUUUUUAAUGUGUGA